Danio rerio (zebrafish) is the source of this 4584-nucleotide messenger RNA. The record is from RefSeq and is a predicted model, not a curated record. Lineage: Eukaryota; Metazoa; Chordata; Actinopteri; Cypriniformes; Danionidae.
CAUUUUUCCCUAUACCACACACACACAGCAAUCACACACAAUUGUGAUUUAUAAUCUCACAUUUACACGCUCAAAGAGGGGGAUCUACAGUCUCCUCUCGAUUUCUCAGAUUAACGGGGAUGAGGUGAAGGUCCAGUUCUCAUGCAUGCCUCCAUCACAUAUUCCUCUCUUUAUUUGUCAAUGAAUGAGCACACACAUUAUCAUCAGCCUGAUGGAUGUUGCGUCCUUUGGACUUUGUUUGCCUGAGGUUGUGUUUGAUGUACUGGAUUAGCAUUGCUUUCUUGAGGAUGUAGAUGAGAGGUUUUUGCAUGGGGUUUUCCAGGAUUCUCCAGAACUAUGAGUGAGAUUCAAGGCUCUGACUACCUUCUCAGGGCAGAUGAAAAGUCAUCAUGGAGUCGACCAGACUCAUCUGCCUCUGGACAGUACACCUACACUAUCCCCAGCCCCACAGAGAUACACACCGUUACCAAACCAGAGCCUCUCAUGCUGAAGAAUGAUGAACGGCAGAGACUCGCCCGCGAACGGAGGGAGGAGCUGGACAAGCAGAACGCUGUACGGGGCUCCAAGUGGCAGGAGAGAGAGGAAAGAGCCCGGCAGUUUCAUGAGAGACAGCUGGAGGAGCGCAAGAAAAGGUUGGAGGAGCAGCGGAUGAAGGAGGACAAGAGACGUGCUGCUGUGGAGGAAAAACGACGGCAGAAGCUGGAGGAGGAGAAGGUACGGUAUGAGGCCGUUAUCAGGAGGACAAUGGAGAGGAGUCAAAGAGCCAGGCCUAAGUCGAAUCGCUGGAGCUGGGGUGGAACACUUUCUGUUAGCACCUCACACAAUAGCGGUUUUGAUGAUUGUGCUCUCUUUCCUUUGGAUCUGGCUGGGCUGGAGCACUAUCAUGGUGUUUUCAGUUUGGCCCAUCAGCAGCAGAUGCGCUCUAAAUAUGCUGACAGAAGGUCAGUCUCCACUAUGAAUCUGUCCAAACACACAGAUCCAGUCAUUUCCAAACGCCUGUCAUCGUCCUCAGCCACCUUGCUGAAUUCACCAGAUAGAGCCUUACGGAAGCAGACAUCUUUCUCGUCGUCUUGCUUGCUUAAAAAAACACUAUCUAAAUCCCAAAUCUCCAGAGAGAAGACCCCUCAGGACAAAACAGCAGGUAUGCGUCGCAUGCCCCUUACUCCAUGGGAGAACACAGUGAUAAGUCGAUUACAGACGCCAACACACUCCUAUCUGGCCAGGAGUCGCAGCGCCAUGUCUUUAUCUGGAGAAGCAGUGACCCCCGUUUGUCCUCGCUCAGCUUCCUGUCACCCAAUGAGCUCCAUGUCCUUCAAGUCCAUCCAGUCACGUAGCGCCGAACGGCCAAUGAAAGCAGGCCUUAAUCUGGAGAGACCAAUCAGAGCAGGCUUUAUUCCUCCAGAUGGCAGCAAUCGCAGAAAGAUCACUCAGAAUAUCAUGAUUGACAGGAAGGAUAAAGACAAUGUGAGGAAGUCAUGGAGUAACCUGUCAUAUCCCACUCCCAGUUUGAGUCUUUUCACACCUAAGAGAGCUCCUUCACCUGUCGGCCAUCGCAGCAGGGUCACCAAUCCAUCCCCUAAUAGGAGCUCUACUGCUAAACCCUUUCAGAAGACACCAAACCCCAAAAAGUCCAGGUCUCCUCCUCCUCCAGCAUCAAUCCCGCUGUCUCAUAGCAAUCCGUCCUUAUCGCCAGGCAAUCUCAGGCCCAGCAGACCGACAUCCGAGAGCCUGAGAGUUACAGCAGAAAGAGAGGCGGCCAAAAAGGAGGACGUAGAACCUCCUAAAACUGAACCGGAAGCUCCAUUGACUACAACAGAGCCUAGUUCUGAAGCUUCUGGAAGUUCUCCUGGAGGCCGUCCCUCUGCAGGCACCACUGAUCCAGAGGAGGCCUCUCGUCUGCUGGCUGAGAAACGACGGCAGGCCAGAGAACAGAGAGAAAGAGAAGAAGAGGAGAAGAGGCAGCAGGAAGAGGCUGAAAGGCGCAGCAGGGAGGAAAUGGCCCGCAGGAAGGCAGAAGAGCGAGCGAAGAGAGAGGAGGAGGCACAGCGGCAGGCGGAGGAGAAGAGGAGAAAAGAGGAGGAGGAGAUGCGUUUAGAAGAGGAGAGAGCGCAGAGGGAGAGAGAAGAAGCCGAACGCCUGCAGAAACAAAAAGAGGAAGAGGAGGCUCGCCAGAAAGAAGAAGCAGAGCGCUUGCGUCUGGAGAGAGAGAAACACUUCCAGAAAGAGGAGGCUGAGAGAAUGGAGAGGAAGAAACGCCUUGAGGAAAUUAUGAAGCGCACACGCAGAUCUGAUCAGAAAACCACCCCGCAGAGAAAUGGAGAUGUCAGUCAGCAGAGUGGACAGGAUCCAGGUUCAGUGUCCGGCGGUCCCUCAGUGAGUGUGUCUGACCCUCUGGCUUCAGAGACCUUAGAGACGGUACAGAGCGACAGUAAUGGACACACGGGGCCAAGCUACAUUACACCUGUACUGCCCACAUCAGGUCACAGCAUGUCUGCACUACUCCGAGAAAACGGCACUAUUAACGAGACCUUCGAGCAGGUCAUAGAGGUUCCUCUGGCGAACAAACUGUCCCGUCAAGAUGGAGAUGGAGAAGAGCUUGACAGAGAGGAGGAGGAGGAGAGGAAACGUCCCUUUUUGGCCUUCAGAGAGAACGGCAGCACACAUAACGUGAGCGAACUGAAUGAGGAGCCAACGCUGUAGAGUUCAGAUGUAUGAAUAUUUAUAAUGGUGGAAGUGCAACAAGCAACAUAAGGAAGAGAAAUACUAAGAAAAUGAAGUACUUCUCUUCGUCUGAAUCCAACUCAACCUAAAAUGGCAAACCAAACAAAACGUCUCUUGGCCGUUCUCUUGACUUCCGGUUAUCAUUUUCCCCCAAAACUGAAGUGGGUCGCUCCAGAAACCACAUCUUCCAUCACUGGGGGAGAAACCACUGAAGCCAAAUCUAAUACUUGAAGAGAAAUGUGCCCUCUUUCGAGGAAGCUCUUGCGAAGUGCUGACCGUAAGGAAUGUGUGACUAUCGAGAAAAUGAUGUAUGUCAUGUGGGCGUCACUUUACAGCAAAAUCCUGUCUUUUUGCUCCCGUUAAGCCAGCAGUUUGAGUUGGCUGAACUCUCUGCUUAGUUUUAUAAUUGCUGUUUAAAUGAAGAGAGCAUUUUUUCUUCCCUCUUUGUAAAGCUUGAACGGAUUAUUGCCUCUAUGCAUUUAUGCAUCUUUGGUCGCUCGGCUCAUUCCACCCCAGUAUACGCAGUUUGAGAUGAUUUGUUUUUGUCUAAUAAGUUUGGGUUGUUUGAAUCUCAAAAAAAAAAAUCCAUCAAAUAUUUAACACAAAAUUAAAUGGAAUACAUGCAUGUUAUUUAUGUUAAAAUAAAGCUUAUUUUCCUCAAUUAAUCAUAAUUAUUAUGGCCUAAAAUGUAGAUACUGUGUAAAUUGUGAAGUGUAUAUAUGGAAAGUUACCAAAUGUUCUACUGCCUUUUAAUGUAAUGCUGAUUUAAAAAAGAAAACACCCUUUUCCAUUAGAUUUUGUGUUGAAAUAUAUAUAAUUUCUUGGAGAUUCACCCAACUUAUGGUUUUCUAGCCGUGUUGUUUUUGUGUAGCAUUAAUCACAGACAUCCGAAAACAACUUCUAUCAUAGGAACGUGUAUAUGCGAAGUAAUGUCUAUUUCAUCAGUAAAUCCCAAACUAAUCAUCGAAAAUCAAGAGAGUUUUCAAAAGCUAUAAUAAUAAAAGUAUGCAGAAUCUCUUUAAAUCUGAAAUGCUGCUACCUUUUGUCUUUCCUCUGCCUUAUCAGAUGAAGUAAAGUUUGGAGGGUUAGUUUGUUUAAGGGCUGAUUUGUCGUUUUUGAUUUUUGAGAUGUCCUCCUAACACAUUGCUGCGUCAUUUAACCAUUUCCAUAACAGCUCCAUGAAAUACCAACAUUAAUUAGUCAUAUGGAAAACUUAGUAUCCUAUGUUGGUACCAAGUAUACUAUAUAGCAGUGUUUCCCAGCCCUGUUCCUAAAGGCACACCAGUGGUACAUAUUUUGGAUGUCUCCCUUAUCUGAUCUGGUUUUUGAGCCUCCUAAUGUUCUGAGGAGUUGGUUUAAGGUGUGUUUGAAUAGGAAGAGGUUGAAAAUGUGUACUGUUGGUGUGCCUUUGGGAACAGGGUUGGGAAACCCUUCUAUAAAGGACACGUUAUAAAGCUAUUUAUUAGCAUAGGACUGUCUCUGUUUUUGUUGUGAUCAGUUUCGCUGAAUGUACCUUGCAAAAAAAGUAAGAAGCAGCAGGGAUCAAUGACAUAUCUCCAAGGAAGAAAUUGUAAAUCUUGAUAUGCAAACUCUACAUAAACAUUGCACAGAAUCUCAUGUAUGAUGGCGGGUGAGGGUUUAAAACAAGCACAACUUGUUUACUGAGACGUCAGGGCAGAUUUCUCAGUCCAGACUUGUUUGUAUUGAGCACUUCUGGUGUUGCACCCAUGUGUCCUUUACCCUACCAACAGCACUGAGUACCACUUUAAAAAAAAACAAGAACGAUGCAUUUACUCCCGAACAAGUCAGUCUAUAUGCAUGUACAAAUGAUGAAAAUCAAUUAAACUUUUUAUCUGGAAACCA